Drosophila obscura is the source of this 2175-nucleotide messenger RNA. RefSeq names its product acid phosphatase type 7. The coding region runs from base 259 to 1650 and encodes 463 amino acids. Lineage: Eukaryota; Metazoa; Arthropoda; Insecta; Diptera; Drosophilidae. The transcript is spliced from 4 exons. The record is from RefSeq and is a predicted model, not a curated record. Gene Ontology annotation, molecular function: acid phosphatase activity; metal ion binding.
GUUAUGGUCACACUGCUCCCGCUCUGCACUUGCUAUAUAUUCCCUUCCCAUACGUGCACAAAUUAAUUCUGUUUUGUAUUCCCGUAAACGUUCUCGUCGUCACGUCGCUGCAGCCACAGCAACAACACAAGCCACAAACAAAAACAGAAACAAAAACAACGAAGAUAAAUCGAAACGACGCAGUUGUAAUUUGGCAAUGUUAUUGCUCUAGUAAAGUGCAACCACAAGCGGAAAAGCAGAAACUAAACCAACAACAGAAUGCAGCCCUUGCAUCAACUGCUGCUGCUGACGUCGCUACUCCUGGUGGCCGGCGGCGGCAUUGGGUUCAUCCCCCAAGUGCUGGGGGCUGAACCGGAGGAGGUCAACAUUGUCCACUACCAGCCGGAGCAAGUGCAUCUGGCCUUUGGCGAGCGCACCGCCAGCGAGAUGGUUGUUACCUGGUCAACGCGCAGCCUGCCGCCGGAUACGGCCAGCAUUGUCGAGUACGGACUGAUAGUGGCCGGACAGGCGCCCUCCUCCAGGCUCAAUCAGCGUGCCCAAGGCACGGCCACCAAGUUCGUGGAUGGCGGCCGCAAGCACUCCACGCAGUUUAUCCACAGGGUGACGCUUAGCCAGCUAGAGGCGAACUCCUCCUAUGCCUACCACUGCGGCAGCGCCCUCGGCUGGUCGGCCGUCUAUCAGUUUCGCACGGUGCCCGACGCCGAUGCAGACUGGUCGCCCUCGCUGGCCAUCUACGGGGACAUGGGCAACGAGAAUGCCCAGUCGCUGGCCCGCCUGCAGCAGGAGACGCAGCAGGGGAUGUAUGAUGCCAUCAUCCAUGUGGGUGACUUUGCCUACGACAUGAACACGAAGGAGGCGCGCGUCGGGGAUGAGUUCAUGCGGCAGAUAGAGACGGUGGCCGCCUACCUGCCCUACAUGGUGGUGCCGGGCAACCACGAAGAGAAGUUCAAUUUCUCCAACUAUCGGGCCCGAUUCAGCAUGCCGGGUGGGACGGAGAACAUGUUCUACAGUUUCGAUCUGGGACCCGUGCACUUCAUCGGCAUCUCGACGGAAGUCUACUACUUUAUGAAUUACGGCGUCAAGACCCUGGUCUUUCAGUACGAAUGGCUGAGGAGGGACCUGGAGCAGGCCAAUCUGCCUGAGAAUCGGGCGAAGCGUCCGUGGAUCAUCAUCUACGGCCAUCGGCCCAUGUACUGCAGCAACGAGAACGACAACGACUGCACCCACUCGGAGACCCUCACCAGGGUCGGCUGGCCCUUCGUUCACAUGUUCGGACUGGAGCCGCUCCUCUACGAGUUUGGCGUGGAUGUUGCCAUCUGGGCCCACGAGCAUUCGUACGAGAGACUGUGGCCCAUUUACGACUACGAGGUGCGCAAUGGAACGCUCCGGGACUCGCCCUACGAGAAUCCCGGGGCGCCGGUACACAUUGUCACUGGUUCGGCUGGCUGCAAUGAGGGACGCGAGCCUUUCAAGGGCAAAAUACCCGAGUGGAGUGCUUUCCACAGCCAGGACUAUGGCUAUACCCGCCUUAGGGCCCACAAUCGCACCCACCUGCACUUCGAGCAGGUCUCCGACGACCAGAACGGAGCCAUCAUAGAUCAAUUCUGGCUAAUCAAAUCGAAACACGGCAGCUAUCUGAAUCAGAACUGAAGGCCAGGGCCUCGAAACCAAGCUGAACGAGUCUCCGUCAACCGACAACCGGCCAACAACCUGAGCACAUAUAGCUAGAACAUUUAGUAGGAAUUGUAGGAUAACUGGCAGUAUUAUUAGCGCACAUUCACAAUCACAAAUCAGGAAUUAGCUUUACCUGGCGGCUGUAACAUUUCCCCAUUCCCCUUCGAGCCCAGAACAAACAACAAACUGUAUUUUAACUAGACAUUUCCAAUGGCCCCCAGGCAAUUAUGUGGACACUACUUUUGCAUCAAAGUGCAUUUAGUUUUAAUAUCUAUACUAGACAUAAAUAUUUACAUAUGUAUGUAUAUAUUCUAAGAGCCCCGGUACUCGCAUUGAUAUCGGAACAGAAGGUGGAGGGAGCUAGCGCUAAGUUAUGUUGUUUCUCUAUAUAUUUUAAUUUACCUUGUGAGCGGCAGAAGCUCCUUUGUCCGUCUGAAUUGUGUAUCAUUUAUGUACACGUGUUGUGUACAUAUAUAUAUGUAUAUAUGAUGGACUCUUAUG